GAAGUACGCUGAGCAGUCAGACUGCGAUGAUGAUGAUGAUGAUGAUGGAGCUCUGUCUGGACGACGGCGCUCUCUUUGGUGCUGUCUGACACCUCCAGGGACAUCAUGCACCUCGUCGUCGCCUGGCUCGAGAUGUGACCUCGUACUCGAGUCAGACAUGACUCGGUUCCUGGCUGUGAGCUGAGCCCUCCUCCGUCCUGCCCCCCCGAGCUCCAGAGCAUCAGCAGCAGCAGCAGGCGGCUAAGCGAGCUCAGCUGAUCAGCUGCAGCAGCACUCAGAGCCCGGAGAGAAGAUGAGGAAGAGGCCUUAGAUGUCAGAUCAGCGCCGGUGUGUUCAGUCAUCAGAUACAGACAUGUCGUCUCAGCUCCAGGUGUUCUCCUCUCCCUCCGUGUCCUCCAGUGCCUACUCUCGCUCAAAGAGGCUCAAAGUAGAGAACCCUGCCUGGGAGGCAUCAAACCAGCUGGGAGAUAAUGGUUACUACCAGCAGAGCCCCUCCCAGGCAGCUGCACCCUCCACUUCUGACUCCAACUUCAACACGGUGUACAACUCCAAUCAGGUGCCCCCACCCACAGCCAGCUCCAGGGAGCAGACGGUGGUGCGGGCAGCAGACAGCACAGGCAGCCUUCGUGGACCCCCCUCCUCCUCUUCCUCAUCCUCCUCCUCCAGCCGGCGCGUGAAGGAUGCAGAGUCCUCCUCUCAGCCGUGUAACCUUUACCACAAACAGUACAGCCUGAAGAGGAAGAGCGAGGAGGUGGACAGCAGCGACAGCGUCCAGAUCCUGGAGGAGCUCUCGGCGCCUGUCGUCUCAAACCGCACAGCCGGCGGGGGAGGAACCACAACGGCUCAGUCUAUAGCACACUCAACUUCAACCACAAAGAGCAGCAACUCACACAGCGAGGGCGACUAUCAGCUGGUGCAGCAUGAGAUCCUGUGCUCCAUGUCCAACAGCUAUGAGGUGCUGGAGUUCCUGGGGCGGGGAACCUUCGGACAGGUUGCGAAAUGCUGGAAGAGAGGCACAAACGAGAUAGUGGCGAUUAAAAUCCUGAAGAAUCAUCCUUCUUAUGCUCGGCAGGGUCAAAUCGAGGUGAGCAUCCUCAGCCGGCUGAGCACAGAGAACGCCGACGAGUUCAACUUUGUGCGCUCCUACGAGUGUUUCCAGCACAAGAACCACACGUGCCUUGUGUUUGAGAUGCUGGAGCAGAACCUCUACGACUUCCUGAAGCACAGCAAGUUCAGCCCUCUGAUGCUCAAGUGCAUACGGCCCAUCCUUCAGCAGGUCGCCACGGCGCUCAUGAAGCUGAAGAGCCUCGGUCUGAUCCACGCGGACCUGAAACCGGAGAACAUCAUGUUAGUGGAUCCUCUGAGGCAGCCGUACAGGGUGAAAGUGAUCGACUUCGGCUCUGCUAGCCACGUGUCGAAAGCUGUUUGUUCUACCUACCUGCAGUCCCGCUACUACAGAGCUCCAGAAAUCAUCCUGGGCCUUCCUUUCUGUGAAGCCAUCGACAUGUGGUCUCUGGGAUGUGUUAUUGCUGAGCUGUUCCUGGGAUGGCCUCUUUAUCCUGGUGCCUCUGAGUAUGAUCAGAUCCGUUACAUUUCCCAGACUCAGGGCCUUCCAGCAGAGUAUCUUCUGAGUGCAGGAACAAAGACCAGCCGCUUCUUCAACAGAGGCCCCGACUCCAGUUACCCGCUCUGGAGACUCAAAACGCCUGCAGAGCAUGAGGCAGAGAUGGGCAUCAAGUCAAAGGAGGCGAGAAAAUACAUCUUCAACUGUCUGGAUGAUAUGAUGCAGGUGAACAUGACAAACCUGGAGGGCACCGACAUCCUGGCCGAGAAGGCUGACAGACGUGAGUUCAUCGACCUGCUGAAGAAGAUGCUGACGCUGGACGCAGACAAACGUAUCACACCCAUGAAGACGCUGAACCACCCGUUUGUGACCAUGACACACCUGCUCCACUUCCCUCACAGCUCACACGUUAAGUCCUGCUUCCAGAAUAUGGACAUCUGUAAACGCAGAUGCAGCGCCUUUGAGAAUGGAAAGAAUAUGUUUGCCAGUAACAACACCCCGAGUGCAGCCACCAACCUCACGGUCACGUUCAGCAGCCAGCUCAACCAGCACAAUCAGAUGGCGUCCACAGGAGGCCAGUCUCUGUCCCUGAGCAGUAACGUCCCACUCCUGAACUACCAGCCUGGUCUCUACCAACAGGCCACCAUAAACAUCCCGGGCUUGACCCAGCAGGGGGUCCCUCUGCAGACCAGACCCACACAGCUCUGCACCCAGACUGAGCCCUUCCAGCAAACACUCAUCGUUUGCCCGCCCACCAUCCAGGGUCUUCAAACAUCCAGUAAGCCAUCUGGUUAUCCAGUCAGGAUGGACAACCCAGUCCCGUUGGUUCCUCAGAACCAGUCGUCCCAGUCUCUUCACAUCCAGCCCAGCAUGCUGACUCAGGCCUCCCUGGACCCCCUGCUGGUGAGCGGACUGUACGCCUCAGUGGCAGGAGCGCCACCUUUAGAUCCGCUGCGGCUGCCAGUCGGCUGCAGGGGGGAAAGUCUAGGCGGUUUACUGGAUCAGAAUAUUUCCAUGCUGCAGGGCUGGCCUGCAGGCACACAGCAGAUCCUCAUCCCCUCCACGUGGCAGCAGAUGCCCGGCAUGGCCAUUCAUAACCCGGGGCAGGCCGUGGUACCGGAAUCACCCAUGGGUGCUCCCAUCCCUGACAGCCAACAAGCCUCAGGCUGGAGGGGUCGUCAUGGAAACCAGUACGACGCAGCCAGCCAGCAGGACUCUGGGGUCGGCCGUCACGCCGCCUCACAGAGCCACAACUCAGGAGCGGCUCACACGAGAUCCCAACUGAGCAAGAGGUCAAAGGCUCGACAUGCAGAGAGCAGAGCCAGGCCUGUGUCCUCGGUACACUCGGCCUCCACUGUUGUCCACAACACCUCGUCUUACGCUGGUGACCAAUCACAGCCCAUCGUCAUCUCUGACACGCCCAGUCCUGCUGUGAGCAUCAUCACCAUCCACAGCGACUCAGAGGACGAGGACGACAGGAAGUUCCCUGCUGCCUGCUCUGGAACAAGCCAGAGGCCAAACGUGAUCAGCUGUGUGACGGUGCACGACUCCCACGACUCGGACUCCUCCACCAGCAGCCCACUGAGCCCCAAGAGCAGCUCACAGACCAACAAGUCUAUGGCCAUCGUUACGCCCUCUGUGAAGAGCCAGCCAGGGGAGAGCACAACACACAAAGCCCCGGCUGCUCCAGAUCAACCUACAAGUGGCUCUGGAAAGUCCAAGAAGACCUCAACUCAGCAGUCCACUCGUUCAGGAGAUUCCACCACCGAUCGCCAUCAACGGGCUGCAUCCAGCAGGUCUCAGCCUCUGAACCUGAGUCAGGUACAGCAGUCUGUGAUGUCGUCAUCACAUGACCAAACUGGAGGCAGCAAUUCCUUAAGACGUCAGCCCACAUACCCCCCUCCCGUCUCCUCCAACUCGUCCUACCGGCUUCACGAGAACCCUCUCUUCAGCUCCACCCCGAAUCUGUACGCCUACCCAGCCUCAGCCGCCCUGGCCUCCGUGUCCCAGGCUGUGGAUCAGAUGCAGGGCGGAUCGUCCCGUCACAGCCGGGCGGGGGGGGCUUACUCAUCACUGGCGCUGCUGCAGAAGAACGGGAGUCUGACCCUGGGAGGGUCAGCUCCGGGACAAUACGGUAACCACCAACAGCAGCAGCAGCAGCAGCAGCUGGGAGGGCAGCCUUACCACCACUCCAGUGCUUCUUACCAGCGGAAACUCAACCAGUAUCCCUACCUGUGACAAACUGAAGACCAAAAGGAGACCGACACUAGAGAGGAGCACAAGCUCAUCACGACUGACUGUGAUCAGACCUGCUUUCCUAAACUUUUCUUUACGGUAGGGUUCUGAUUCCUCUGCUUACACAGAAUGUAUUUAUGUUUUAAUCAUGUUCACUUUCUUUAUUUUAAUGUGUUCCAAAUUUGGGGUUGGAUUAGAGCAUGUAAAAAGCAGCAAACAGUGCAGUCUGGACGUACCUGGACAGUGAUUCAGUCCUUAUCUUGUUGGUCCUGUGCUCCACGUUUUGAAAUGACAGUAAGUAUAAACGUUCAGCUACGGGUGUUUACAUCCACAGCUGAUGCAAAACACACAGGGACUGCAGCCUUUUAUAUGCACAGUUCCAAAAUUUAAAGGACCAGGCUAAAUUCUACUGCUUCCAGGCUGCAAUGUGAGGUUGACUUUUCAUGAGUUAAAGCUGGGGUUGGUAGUCAGAUUUAGAUAUAUUUUUUGUUUUACUGGUUAAAAUGAUCUUUAUGUCCUGAUGGCAAUCAAUACAUAAUGUGUUCCUAAAAAAGAGCCAAAAAAAAGCCUCUAUCUACAGCUGGAGUAAACCUGGGAAAACACCAACCAAUCACCGUCAUUAGGGUCCAAUUUAUGAAACCAAUCAAAUCCUGUCCUGCCGUUCUGCCCGCCUCCUGCGUGUUCACUCCCCGUUCCCUGCCUCUACUUCCCCUGACUCUACUUACUGCCCCUCUCGCUCGACCUCGGGCCUGUCCCCUCUGACCUGAUGAGGUGCUUUGCUCAGGACUGUAGUCCGGAUCAGAGUCUAGAAAGCUCUCACCACGGGGGCUCUGACAAGCAGAAGAAUUAAUGACAUUCAGUAAGUCCUACAGAAAAUGUAGAUGUAUUGUAGCGUCCGUCUGGACACUGUAGGGAUGACGAGCCGAUUCGUGAACACGUUGAUCUUUAAUAACCGGUCACUGUCAGCCGUGAUCACACAAACCAACAAACAAUCAAUGUUUGAAUGAAUGAAGAACUUCUCCUCUUGUCUCUCCUCUCUCCUGAUCGCACACUCUACACCUCUCCUGAUGCCUUCACUGACUGUCAACACUGUAGGAAUUAAGAACAUCUACACUGAACACGUUUAACAAACAGUAGAGCUGUUACAGUAUUAUAUAUGUGUUAUAACGUUUCUCCUGAUAUCGUGUCACCGGUACAACUGGAUAAUGCUAGCAUGACAGUUGUGAGUGCUAACAGCAGCCAUGUUUGUUUGUGUUUUUAACUUUCACUAUGAUAAUGUUUUUGUGAGGACCAGUUUUGAAUCAGUCACCAUCAUAUGUUCGCGGGGGCGUCGUUUUGGAGGAGCUCUGAGGGGAAGGGGGGGAGGGGUUAGACGGAGUCAUGAGGAAAUGCUACAUUCAAAUUCAUGCUAGUUUUCUGAGACUACCAACCCCAGCUUUAAGCCCAGGAUUAUAACUUUAUAUGACAAUGUGUUGAGGAAGAACUGGAACUUGCUGCUCUCUGUUAACAUUAUUAUAAUUAUUAAUACUAUCAAAUAAUCGAAAAGUUGCAUUUACAUUUUCACAACCGCCUUACUUAUUUUUAGAAAUAAUGUCUUUUAUUUGAACCUUUAACCUGUAAGGAUGUUGUGAUAAUUUAGAUUAUGUUGUGUGUUUUAUUUGAAUGUACCUUGUGUGUGUGUGUGUGUUUUAUCUGUACUAUGAAAAGUGGAGAAGGUAAGCUAUGUACUGUACUGUAUACUGACGUGUCACUGUGUUCUCCAGAUGUUUCCCAUGUUAAAUCUUUUUUUAUUUCCUGGAUUAUAUUUAUAUGCUCAGUAUGUUGAAGAUUAGGGUGUUGUAAUUUCAGGGGAUUAGCCUGUUUUGUUUUUUUUUUACAUUUUACAAAGCUGUUCUUUAGGUUGCAUGUGUCUGACAUGGAGUAGCAUUCUGGAAAGGUUCAUAAACUUGAGCUUCGCUGAUUUUCAGUGUCACCUGCAGAAAUAAUGUAAUCUUUAAUUUGUGCUAGGGACACAUCAAUGAUUUCUGAAAAUGAAAAAAAAAUAAGCUCUUGUCUUGUGAGGUGAUGUUUGUGAAGUAAAGCGUGCACAUCAAAUCUGAUUGGAUUUCUCACAGUCAUGUAAAGUUAGAGACAUUUAGGUUGCAAUUCACAGUAAUGUGCUUUGAUUGGUGAAUAAUUGAAUCUGACAAAGAUGAUUUAUAGAUAUAUAAAUCGAUGUUCAGUAUGUAACCGCUUCUAAAAUCAUUGGUUUGGUGAAAUAAUGGUUGUUUUUACAAUCCUGCUGUAUUGUGAAGUGCUACAUUACAAAGGACACACAAUGAACCGUGACUCUUGUUAAUGCAAUAAAAUCUUCUCUAAACAGAA
Notolabrus celidotus (New Zealand spotty) is the source of this 6163-nucleotide messenger RNA. RefSeq names its product homeodomain interacting protein kinase 1a (gene hipk1a). Gene Ontology annotation, biological process: smoothened signaling pathway; intrinsic apoptotic signaling pathway in response to DNA damage by p53 class mediator; peptidyl-threonine phosphorylation. NCBI's taxonomy places the organism in Eukaryota, Metazoa, Chordata, Actinopteri, Labriformes, Labridae. The transcript has 17 exons. Bases 311 to 3802 code for a protein of 1163 amino acids. Gene Ontology annotation, cellular component: PML body; nucleus; cytoplasm. Gene Ontology annotation, molecular function: protein serine/threonine kinase activity; ATP binding; protein tyrosine kinase activity. The record is from RefSeq and is a predicted model, not a curated record.